AUGGCCUCAAACGUCAUCUCCCUAACCCUUGUCCUCGCCUCGGGCACCAUCAUAAAAACGCAUCACAGACCGCGGAAAACAUCCGCGGGGUACGAUCUCACGCACUUGGUCAUCGGGUCUGAAGGCACACUUGCGCUUGUCACAGAAGCUGUGUUGCGUCUUGCGCCUCUACCGCGGAACCUGCAUGUCGGACUAGCUACUUUCAAGACGUUCCAAGAAGGUGUGGAUGUGGUUGUUUCGUUGCAGAAACUAGGGCAUCGGCUUGAAGCGCUGGAGUUGGCGGAUGGGCCGCAGAUGCGGUGUGUUAAUGUGUCUGGUCUUGCGCCCGCGCGCAUGUUUGAGGAGGUGCCGACGCUGUUUUUUAAGAUUGCGGGGCCGUCGGUGCGGAUUGUUCAGGAUCAGAUAUCCGUUAUGCAAGAGUUGUGUAAGACACAUGGCGCAUCGGAGGUUGAGAUCACACAUGAACAAGACGAGAUGGAUGUUAUUUGGGGAGCGAGGAAAUGCAUGGGCACGGCUCUUCUUGCUAUGAAACAACAACCCACUGAUCUCUUCUUACACAGCGAUUGCGCGGUUCCCAUCUCAAACCUCUCCCGCCUCGUCGCUGGAACUCAGGAUCUCAUCAGCCAGGCAUCGGCUGCGAAUCAAGCGGAUUGGUUCUGCGCCAACGUCGGCCACAUCGGCGACGGCAACGUGCACUCCAGCAUCAUCUGCCCCUCCUCUCACUACUCCGCCGCAAUUCGCGUAAUCAACGACAUCGCUCGGCUGGCGCUUAGCUUAGAGGGUACGGUAACGGGCGAACAUGGUAUAGGGAUGAAGUUGAGGGAUGCGUUGGAGGAGGAGGUGGGGAGCGAGGGUGUGGCGGUGAUGAGGGGGAUUAAGAGGGCGCUGGAUCCGAGGGGCAUUUUGAAUCCGGGGAAGGUUUUUAGGUUAAAGGAGGAGAUGGAGGGGGAGGGAGGUGAUUUUAAACUCUAG
Messenger RNA from Alternaria arbusti, 972 nucleotides. RefSeq lists its product as uncharacterized. Gene Ontology annotation, biological process: lactate catabolic process. Gene Ontology annotation, cellular component: mitochondrion. Gene Ontology annotation, molecular function: FAD binding; D-lactate dehydrogenase (NAD+) activity; D-lactate dehydrogenase (cytochrome) activity. The record is from RefSeq and is a predicted model, not a curated record. The coding region runs from base 1 to 972 and encodes 323 amino acids. NCBI's taxonomy places the organism in Eukaryota, Fungi, Ascomycota, Dothideomycetes, Pleosporales, Pleosporaceae. The transcript has a single exon.